AUGAUUAACGGUCGGGCUUUACAUUUCGUUUUUAAAGUAGCUGACAGGACUCUUACAGCUAAAUUCUACAGGGAAAUACUUGGAAUGAAGGUUUUACGUCAUGAGGAGUUUAGUGAAGGCUGUGAAGCAGCCUGUAAUGGGCCUUAUGCUAACCGUUGGAGCAAAACCAUGAUUGGUUAUGGGCCAGAAGAUACACAUUUUGUUGUAGAAUUAACUUACAACUAUGGAAUUACAUAUUACGAACAAGGAAAUGAUUUUCUUGGAUUAACAAUCCAGUCGAGUGAGAGCUUAAAGAGGGCCCAAGCAGCAAAUUGGCCUAUUAAGGAACAUAAUGGAUUGAAAUAUGUUGAAGCCCCUGGUGGUUACAAAUUCUAUAUUAUUGACAAACCUCAGCCUGUAGAUAAAGAUCCAGUUGUCAAAGUGUCUUUGGCCAGUUCAAAUCUGACGAGAUCCAUUGCUUACUGGAAUGGACUAUUAUCAUUGAAGGUGUUUGAAAAAAAUAAUAAAUCAGUUCUUCUUGGAUUCAGUGAGGACCAAGCGAAGCUCGAAUUAGUAGACAUUGGUGAGCCAGUCAACCAUGCGAAGGCGUACGGCCGCAUCGCUUUCUCUUGCCCCUUCGACCAACAGCCCAUAAUAGACCAAAAGAUUCAAGAAGCUAAAGAAAAGAUCCUAACACCCCUCAUAUCACUGGACACCCCCGGUAAAGCUACAGUCAGGGUUAUCAUUCUAGCGGACCCAGAUGAUCAUGAGAUUUGUUUCGUUGACGACGAAAGUUUUCGUCAACUGUCUCAAGUAGAUCCGGCCAGUGAUGCCGAUUUGGACAAGUACAUAAAAUCUGAUAAGUCCCGU
This is a messenger RNA of Brenthis ino (lesser marbled fritillary), 849 nucleotides long. NCBI's taxonomy places the organism in Eukaryota, Metazoa, Arthropoda, Insecta, Lepidoptera, Nymphalidae. The record is from the annotation of a GenBank genome assembly.